AUGCCUACCCGGACCAAGCUUUACCGAGCUACCGGCCUCCUGGCCACGGCCUCCCUCGUUGCCGCAGGCCCUUGUGACAUCUAUGCCUCUGGCAACACUCCUUGCGUAGCCGCUCACGGCACCACCCGCGCCCUUUACAACUCCUACUCUGGUCGCCUCUACCAGGUCCAGCGUGGAUCCGAUAAUGCCAAGCAGGACAUCAGUGCUCUCUCGGCCGGAGGCGUGGCGAACGCAGCAGCCCAAGACAGCUUCUGCUCUGGAACAACAUGUGUGAUCACGACCAUCUAUGAUCAGUCUGGCCGUAACAACCAUCUCACUCCUGCACCGCCAGGUGGAGCAGCCAAGGGCCCACAAAGUGGAGGCUACGACAAUCCAGCUUCGGCUAUUGGUGCACCGGUCACACUCAAUGGGCAGAAAGCAUAUGGCGUCUUCAUCUCUCCUGGGACAGGGUACCGCAAUGACGCCACCUCUGGUAUCGCUACAGGGGAUGCAGCAGAAGGGAUGUACGCUGUCCUGGACGGCACUCACUACAACGGUGGCUGUUGCUUCGACUACGGGAACGCGGAGACGAGCAACACAGACACAGGCUCCGGACACAUGGAAGCCAUCUACUACGGUACCUGCACAAUCUGGGGCACUGGUAGCGGCAAUGGUCCCUGGGUCAUGGCCGACUUGGAGAAUGGCCUCUUCUCCGGCUACAAUCUCAAGCAGAAUACAGCCGAUCCUACACAAUCGUCUCGUUUCGUGACAGCCGCGGUGAAAGGCGAGCCCAAUCAAUGGGCCAUUCGUGGAGGCAACUCGGCCUCCGGGGGUCUGUCGACAUACUACAGCGGGACACGGCCAAACGCCGCCGGGUACAAUCCAAUGCACAAGGAAGGCGCGAUCAUUCUCGGCAUUGGUGGGGACAACAGUAUCUCCGGCCAAGGAACAUUCUACGAGGGCGUCAUGACCUCCGGCUACCCCACCGAUGCUAUCGAGAACUCCGUACAGGCCAACGUGGUAGCAGCGAAAUACGCCGUAACCUCUCUUACCAGCGGCCCAGCCGUCAACGUAGGCUCGAAGGUCUCAUUCCACCUUACCACGCCCGGUUACACGGAUCGCUACCUCGCGCACAACGGCUCAUCAGUCAUAACCUCGAUCGUCUCGUCCUCAUCCCCAUCCUCUGCUCGCGGCUCCGCUAGCUUCACCGUCCGGACCGGCCUUGGCUACAGUGGCUGCGUGUCCUUCGAGAGCGUCGACACUCCCGGCUCCUUCAUCCGCCACUACGACUUCGUGCUCGAGCUCAACGCCAACGAUGGCAGCCAAAGCUUUGCCGAGGAUGCAACAUUCUGUCCUCAAGCAGGUUUGAGUGGAACGGGAAACACAAUCAGAGCAUGGGGCUACCCGACCAGGUUCUUCAGGCACUACUACAAUGUCGGGUAUGUGGCUAGUGAGGGUGGGCCAGAGGCUUUUGAUUCCACGACUAGCUUCAACAACGAUGUCACUUUCCUUGUGCAGGCUAGUCUGGCUUGA
Recurvomyces mirabilis is the source of this 1512-nucleotide messenger RNA. RefSeq lists its product as uncharacterized. Gene Ontology annotation, molecular function: alpha-L-arabinofuranosidase activity. Gene Ontology annotation, biological process: arabinan metabolic process; pectin catabolic process; L-arabinose metabolic process. The coding region runs from base 1 to 1512 and encodes 503 amino acids. The transcript has 3 exons. The record is from RefSeq and is a predicted model, not a curated record. Lineage: Eukaryota; Fungi; Ascomycota; Dothideomycetes; Mycosphaerellales; Teratosphaeriaceae.